UUUUGUGUUCUCGACGGACCGGUCGCGUUUCCCGUUCAUAUAUCUAAAGUUAGAAGCCCGUUUCUAUAAAUGUACAUUUGUUUUGUAUUUUGAUAUCGAAUCUCAAUUAUUUAUUAAGAAACGGUACUUUUGUAUGCGGGUUACACAUUAAUAAAGCCCAAGGGAAAUACCAACAAGCCGCAGCAACAACUCGUGAUCGAAAUUAAAUAUUGCAAUUUUAGUUUAUUAAAAUGACUUGGGGCUUUGUGACUUGUGGCCCAAACGAGGCAUUAGUUGUAUCAGGAUGCUGUUAUAUGAAGCCACUGUUAGUUCCAGGCGGACGCGCCUUUGUCUGGCCAUCGAUUCAACAAGUACAACGCAUUUCCUUGAACACGAUGACGCUGCAAGUGGAAAGCCCCUGCGUUUACACCAGCCAAGGCGUGCCCAUCUCUGUGACUGGCAUUGCCCAGGUGAAGGUGCAGGGCCAGAACGAGGAUAUGCUGUUGACAGCCUGCGAGCAGUUUCUCGGCAAAACCGAGGCGGAAAUUAAUCACAUUGCGCUCGUCACAUUGGAGGGACAUCAGCGCGCCAUCAUGGGCUCGAUGACGGUGGAGGAGAUCUACAAGGAUCGCAAGAAGUUCAGCAAGCAGGUGUUCGAGGUGGCAUCCAGUGACUUGGCCAACAUGGGCAUCACCGUGGUCUCCUACACAAUUAAGGAUCUGCGUGACGAGGAGGGCGACUCCAAGGGCUAUCUGAAAUCGUUGGGCAUGGCGCGCACGGCAGAGGUGAAGCGCGAUGCUCGCAUUGGUGAGGCUGAGGCACGUGCUGAGGCGCACAUCAAGGAGGCCAUUGCCGAGGAGCAGCGCAUGGCUGCCCGUUUCCUUAACGACACCGACAUUGCCAAGGCACAGCGCGACUUUGAGCUGAAGCGUGCUGCCUACGAUCUGGAGGUGCAAACGAAGAAGGCCGAGGCCGACAUGGCAUACGAGCUGCAGGCGGCCAAGACUAAGCAGCGCAUCAAGGAGGAGCAGAUGCAGGUGAAGGUUAUCGAGCGCACACAGGAGAUUGCUGUGCAGGAGCAGGAAAUUAUGCGACGUGAGAAGGAGCUGGAUGCCACUGUGCGCUGUCCAGCCGAAGCUGAAAAAUAUCGUCUGGAGAAAUUGGCCGAGGCCAACAAGCUGCGCGUCGUAAUGGAGGCCGAAGCUGAGGCUGAAUCGAUAAAGAUACGCGGUGAAGCUGAAGCAUUUGCCAUUGCUGCCAAGGCUAAGGCUGAGGCUGAGCAAAUGGCGAUGAAGGCCGACGCUUGGCGUGAAUACCGCGAGGCCGCCAUGGUGGAAAUGCUCUUGGACACGCUGCCGAAGGUGGCCGCCGAAGUGGCUGCGCCUUUGUCGCAGGCCAGGAAGAUAACCAUGGUGUCGAGUGGCCAAGGCGAUAUUGGUGCCGCCAAAUUGACCGGCGAGAUAUUGCAGAUUGUCAACAAGGUGCCGGAGCUGGUCAAGAACAUAACUGGCGUGGACAUUGCCAGGUCUGUGCAUGCUGGCUAAAUGUCCGAAAUCCAAUAUACUCUUCAAAAACACCACACCAAAAAUAAUAUUUCGAAACAAAAUUGAAAGAAAUUCUGCAAACGAUUAA
Molecule: messenger RNA, 1611 nt
Organism: Drosophila montana
Lineage: Eukaryota; Metazoa; Arthropoda; Insecta; Diptera; Drosophilidae
Gene: Flo1
Product: flotillin-1
Exons: 8
Coding region: 231-1523 (430 amino acids)
Biological process (GO): protein kinase C signaling; positive regulation of cell junction assembly; positive regulation of endocytosis
Cellular component (GO): cytoplasmic vesicle; plasma membrane; flotillin complex
Source: RefSeq, a predicted model, not a curated record